AUGUUGCGACUCAGCGCUAGCCCAUACGAGGAGUCGUUGAGCAUUCCAGAGCUCUUCGUGAGGUAUCUCAAAGCGAGCAGUUGGACAGAUCAACUGGCCAUUGUUCAUGCCAAUCCCUUGCUCUUUACAGACGACAUUGUAGCGGCCCUGAGGGAUGCACGCGUCCAGAUUGACAAGACGGCUCGGGAGGUGAAGGAGGCCUGCCGAGUGAUCGACGCUGUCUCUGGCACCCUCGAGUACACGGAUACACAAAUUGAGCUGCAGCGAAGCGAGUCCAAGGCGCUCUUGGACGACGAUACGCUUCUCAAGAAAUUUGCUACCUCUUUGGCGAGUCUCUUGGAAGCACGAGAAACGGCGGGGUUGGCGGUGCUACCUUCCGCCCCUUGUCUCUCGACCGCCGGUCACGUCUCACGGAGUCCUGGUACACUUCAACAAAACUCGCCCGAGAUGUGGUUUAGGCAACCGUCUCUGGUUUUCUCUGUUCUCGCGUUCCUGCCGGCAGAGGAAAUCUUUAUGGCGGUGGAAAACGUCUGUCGGGCGUGGCAGGGGUGGCUCUUCAUGCCUGACAUGUCCCGCUUUUUCUGGGUGGGCUGCGUGCAGCGCGAGUUUCCACAGCAACUACAGGCACUGCUGCAGACCGUCGGCGGCGAUCUCUAUCAGUGUGAUUGGCGGUCGCUUGCUAUGUUGUGCGUAACGGAAGUGGAGCGCACGCGGGAGAAGUGGGAGGAGGCGGAUGAGGCAAGUGGUGGAGGGUGUGUGUUGCCUCUUUUACCGCAGCAGAGGGUGCCUGCUUGCUCUGGAGAUGGCGCUGCUUGA
Leishmania braziliensis MHOM/BR/75/M2904 is the source of this 816-nucleotide messenger RNA. RefSeq lists its product as hypothetical. The transcript has a single exon. Bases 1 to 816 code for a protein of 271 amino acids. NCBI's taxonomy places the organism in Eukaryota, Euglenozoa, Kinetoplastea, Trypanosomatida, Trypanosomatidae. The record is from RefSeq and is a predicted model, not a curated record.